Messenger RNA from Gossypium raimondii (Peruvian cotton), 1109 nucleotides. RefSeq names its product pentatricopeptide repeat-containing protein At1g62350. Lineage: Eukaryota; Viridiplantae; Streptophyta; Magnoliopsida; Malvales; Malvaceae. Gene Ontology annotation, molecular function: protein binding. Bases 141 to 905 code for a protein of 254 amino acids. The record is from RefSeq and is a predicted model, not a curated record. The transcript has 2 exons.
AACAAUUUCUUACCGUGAAAUAUAUUUUCCCGGAAACUAAAAGCCAGUGAGAAACCAAAAGCUUUUAACUCGCACUUGCUUCAAUCAGAUGCUAAGCCUUCGAUUAAAAGGCUAAUUCCUCGUCGAGCUUACUUCAAUCUAUGCAGCGUUUAACUCGCAGCCUUAUAGCCAAAGCUCGUGCCUCGUCGAUUCGGUUGCUUUUACACGAUACUUCGAUUGAAACCCAAAGGCUCGCCUUGGUUCGCUUCUACGUUUCGGGUUCAGCAGUAGCAGUCUCCUCUUCGAGCCCGAGCUUAUCGAUAUGGAGGCGGAAGAAAGAAAUGACCAAAGAGGGGUUGAUUGCGGCCAAGGAGCUUAAGCGCCUACAAUCCAACCCGGUCCGACUGCACCGCUUUAUCCUCUCCCAUGUCUCCCGCUUGUUAAAGUCUGAUAUUGUAUCUGUUCUCGCUGAGUUCCAAAGGCAAAACCAGGUUUUUCUCUCCAUGAAGUUAUAUGAUGUGGUGCGUAAAGAGAUAUGGUACCGGCCGGAUAUGUUCUUUUACAGGGAUAUGCUUAUGAUGCUAGCUAGAAACCGAAAGGUAGAUGAAUCAAGGCGGGUUUGGGAAGAUUUGAAAAAAGAGCAAGUUUUGUUUGAUCAGCAUACAUUCGGAGACCUGGUUCGAGUAUACUUAGAUAGUGGAUUACCGUCGGAGGCCAUGGACAUAUACGAUGAAAUGAGACGAUCCCCUGACCCUCCUUUGUCGUUGCCGUUUCGAGUAAUCCUGAAAGGGCUCAUUCCUUAUCCGGAACUGAGAGAGAAGGUCAAAGAUGAUUUCUUGGAGCUUUUCCCGGACAUGAUUGUGUAUGACCCACCAGAGGACUUGUUCGAAGAUCGAGAGUCAAGAAGCGAGAGUGAAGUCGAGUAGAGUUUGCCGGUCAUUUGCUUAAGAAUGGAUAAUAGGGUUUUGGGUUAGAAGCCGAUGCAAGGUAAGAGAGGCACACAACAGUAAGCAUAUUUGGAUGUUAUAGUUGAUAUUCAAAUUCAUUGCAAGAUAUCCUAUCCCUUUAUGUGUCAUGUGUAAACUUAAUAUUUUUCAUAAAUUUUGGUUGAAUCAGUUCAAAUUAGAAAA